Limanda limanda (common dab) is the source of this 2329-nucleotide messenger RNA. RefSeq names its product solute carrier family 25 member 15b (gene slc25a15b). Bases 135 to 1043 code for a protein of 302 amino acids. Gene Ontology annotation, biological process: mitochondrial L-ornithine transmembrane transport. NCBI's taxonomy places the organism in Eukaryota, Metazoa, Chordata, Actinopteri, Pleuronectiformes, Pleuronectidae. The record is from RefSeq and is a predicted model, not a curated record. Gene Ontology annotation, molecular function: L-ornithine transmembrane transporter activity. The transcript is spliced from 7 exons.
UGCAGCCAGCCGUGGUUAGCAUCGCCCCCCCUCAGCAGCAGCAGCAGCAGCCUGGUGUGUGACGUGUCUCUGAUGCUCCGAACAAAAGGUAGUUGAUUGAAAGAGAAACCUCUUCUGACAACCUCUCUGACACCAUGGCCCCCCACCCGGCAGUCCAGGCCUUCAUUGAUCUCUCUGCAGGAGCCGUAGGGGGAGCUGCGUGUGUCUUCAGUGGGCAGCCCCUGGACACGGCAAAGGUCAAGAUGCAGACCUUCCCUACGAUGUAUCGGGGUUUCGUCCACUGCAUCACGUCCACCUACAAACAAGUGGGUCUUCGUGGUUUCUACCAGGGCACCACGCCGGCACUGAUGGCCAACAUCGCAGAGAACUCCGUGCUCUUCAUGAGCUAUGGCUUCUGCCAGCAGGUCAUCCGCUUCACGGCCGGACUGGACAGUAAAGCUGCGCUGAGUGAUGUGCAGAAAGCCUGUGCUGGCUCAAUAGCAUCCAUCUUCUCCUCGCUAGUUCUCUGCCCCACUGAGCUGGUUAAGUGUCGGCUGCAAGCCAUGUAUGAAAUGGAGGCGUCAGGAAAGAUAGCUAAAAGCCAGAACACAGUCUGGUCUGUGGUGAGAUCCAUCAUAAGGAACGAGGGACCGGUCGGCUUCUUCCAGGGCCUGACCACCACCAUAGCCAGAGAGAUCCCUGGGUACUUCUGCUUCUUCGGCGCCUACGAGCUCAGCCGCACCACCUUCGCAGACUACAUGAAAUGUGACAAGGACGACUUAGGUGUGGCUCCAAUUAUGUUCAGCGGGGGUUUCGGGGGGGCAUGUCUGUGGCUGGUGGUCUAUCCUAUGGACUGUGUCAAAUCUCGGAUCCAGGUCAUGUCCAUGACGGGCAAACAGGCUGGGUUCUUCAAAACCUUCAUGACCAUCGCUCGUGGUGAAGGUGUGAGGGCGCUCUACUCUGGUCUCACCCCCACCAUGGUCCGCACCUUCCCUGCCAACGGUGCACUUUUCCUGGGUUACGAAGUCAGCCGGAAGCUCAUGAUGAAGCAGUUUGAUAACUAAAAAUACGAACUGGUAUCAGAGCCAAAGCCCUCAACAGAACUCCAGUUGAAGCUUGUAAUGUGUAGGAUGUGGUUUUUGCCGGUUCCUACUUUUUUUAAACGUACCUAAAAAACUGACCCACUCCAUCUCUUUCUAACUGAAGAAAAUAUCUUAGUGUUCACAUCUUUUAAAACCUAAUAUAUUUUUAGAUCUAAAUAUCCUUUUUAACACUCCUAAAAUUCUACAGUGCAAUGAGGAAAUCACGCACAAUGUACUGAAAAACAUCAACCAGCCUCUUUUCGAGGGAAUGUCGAAACUCCGGUUUAUUGUUUUAUGUCUACCUCAACAAAGUCGGAUUCGCACAGAAGUAUUUAUCUGCCAGUCAUUCAAAAUCGCUCUUUACUCGCUGAGUAUGAGAAGUACUAUGAUAGGUUUAAAGAUAUUAUUUAAAGGUCCAGUUUGCAGGACUAAGGAUCAACUUGCAGUAAUGGAAUUGUGGGUUUAUCAGUGUAUUAUCAGCGGAAACCAAGAAUGGUUGUGCUUUCUUUACCUUUUUGUUAAUCCUAAAACCCUGUUUGAGCUCAUUUACAUUCAGAUUUUAUUUGAAAGGAAACUAGUGAAGUGUCGUAUACUAAUCCAUUUAAGUUGCCAAAAUUAUGUUGUCAUGACAUAUUUCCAGCUUCAGAGGUUCAGGUUCAAAGUUUUGUUUUCGUUGUGUUAAAAAAAAAUUUUUACAUCUGCUGACAUUUGCUUAAUUUUCACACUAAGUAGCUUUUGGUUUUCAAAUAGUGUUGACUGAAAACGUAUCAGUUUCCAUUACCUUGAAAUAAACCACAAUGACAACCAGCAAGUGUUAAUAGUUGAGCCUAAACAUGUUCAUAUCACUGGUCAUAUGAUUUCGAAAUCUUGUUGUUGUUUGACUGUUUUUAUUUCACCAUGUUAUUAUUCCACUCCUGUUGUCUCCACUCAUCAGGAGACUCAGUGUUUUGCCUUUUAAAUCUCUUAGAUUUUGCCUUUUUUGUUGUAUAACCUUUGUUGUUGUGUACAGGUCAAUGAGAGCGUCUCAGCUGCCUUGUGUAAUGUGUCAUUUGCACACUGCAUUCAAAGCGUAAGAUGUUUUAUCUGUUUUUUCCGCCAGUGCUUUUAGGAGUUGCCAAUUCAGAAUUAUCAUUCAUAUUCCUACAAUUUUAAAUGAGAAAUGUGGGACUUUAUGUAGAAAACUUCAACAGUUUGAGAUGAAAUUUAGAGAUUUGUAUAGAGAUCAAUCCAGCUGUUGUAAUAUAACCUACAUUAAAUGCGUUGCUAGA